CAUUCCUCCUUGUCUGGCACCUGGAUAGUGUCAUCAUAUUUUUCAUCUCUGUUCACCCAAUCGCCUCUAACUUUUGAAGGGACUGGGGUUGUAGGCACAAGACCUCAUCCUCUUAAAUAUAAACUACUAUUCUGAUUUUCUUUUGCCCAAAGUAACAGAAUGGCGAAUUAUGUGUGCAGAUCCGGGGGAACCAGGGCAAACCAUCCACAGGAUGAAGAGCAAAGUUCUCAUGUAGAGCGCUUAUCGUCAUCAACAUCAAGCGUCACUGUGACUCCUUCGCCUGCACACACAGAGAAGCACAACAACCACUCCUCGCAGUUAUCUAAUGCUAUAAUCGGGUUUGCCGAUGGUCUGACGGUGCCAUUUGCCUUGACGGCUGGCUUGACUGCGGUUGGCUCAAUUCAUCUAGUAAUUGUAGGAGGCCUUGCGGAGCUCUUCGCUGGAGCAAUCUCAAUGGGUCUCGGCGCCUGGCUUGCGGCUGAGACGGAGCGGAAGCACUAUGAAAUCGAAGAAGCGAGAGAGAUACGUGAAGUCCGGGAAAUGCCUGCAAAAGAGGAAGAUGAGAUAUACGAGAUUUUUGAACAGUACGCCAUUGGUAGAUCAGCUGCAAAGGGAGUAGUAGAAGCGUUGAAGGUGAACGAAGAUAUGUGGGUAAAGUUCAUGAUGGACUUUGAACUCAAGCUCGAGAAACCAGACGUUUCCAAAUGUUGGAUCUCCGCACUUGUCAUGGGCAUGUCGUACUUAAUGGGCGGUCUAAUCCCCAUGCUUCCCUACUUCUUCAUGAAGAAAGUCAACGACGCACUCUUCAUAAGCAUCGGCAUAUCAGUGGUCAUUCUUCUCGUUUUUGGCUACGUAAAAGCCAUUUUCACGGGCACUGAUCGCAAAACAGCGGUUCUUAGUGCAGUGCAAACUCUAUUCGUUGGAGCCCUCGCUGCCGGGACAAGCUACGGUAUCGUACGAGGGAUCAAUGACAGACUUGGGGGGACGUCGAUUCAAUGAAACAGACGUUUUCCUCACGCCUAAGCGCGUUUAAUUGAGUAUGAAUACAUGCGGUUCUUGGAGUCAGCGAUCUCAUGAAACAAAAGGGUACGAAUCCAAGCCGAAUACUGUAUUAUUCAGGCAUGUCUACAGUGGGACUUCAAAUGCGAGAGCGCAUCAAUAAUUUUCUGCGAUGGAAAAUUUCAUGACUGGGAUUCGUACGACCGGAUUAGGGUUUGAAUAGAACGUCACGAAUAUUACUAUUCCUGAAAGGAUUCACCUCUUACAGUUGAGUAAGGGCGCACCUUUUAAAAGUCAACCGAUUACAU
This is a messenger RNA of Verruconis gallopava, 1307 nucleotides long. RefSeq lists its product as uncharacterized. The coding region runs from base 160 to 999 and encodes 279 amino acids. Lineage: Eukaryota; Fungi; Ascomycota; Dothideomycetes; Venturiales; Sympoventuriaceae. Gene Ontology annotation, molecular function: manganese ion transmembrane transporter activity; iron ion transmembrane transporter activity. The transcript has 4 exons. Gene Ontology annotation, cellular component: fungal-type vacuole membrane. The record is from RefSeq and is a predicted model, not a curated record. Gene Ontology annotation, biological process: intracellular manganese ion homeostasis.